Messenger RNA from Colletotrichum scovillei, 2184 nucleotides. RefSeq lists its product as uncharacterized. The record is from RefSeq and is a predicted model, not a curated record. The transcript is spliced from 2 exons. Bases 241 to 2034 code for a protein of 597 amino acids. NCBI's taxonomy places the organism in Eukaryota, Fungi, Ascomycota, Sordariomycetes, Glomerellales, Glomerellaceae.
AGCAAGCUUCCCCUCAUAUCACGCCGUUCAUCUUCAACUCAAUCGUGUCGACCGGCGCCUUCCCUAACAUUAGCUGCAGUUCGGCGAUAAACUAAAACGCGCCAGGUGAUUGGCAGCCGCGACGUCUCUUCGCCAAAGGCAUCUUUCCGACAUUCGUCAACUUCUCUGCACCGGGAAAAGUACUCGUCAACUUCAUCACAACACAAUCGCUUCAUCACAGUCUUUCAUAGCCCGAACGCAAUGAAGGUUUCAAUUGGCCUGGCCGCCGUCACGGGCCUCGCCGGCUUCACUGCCGCCAAAAAGCCCGACCCUCCCAAGAUCACCGACUUUGACUGGGAUACCAUCACGCCCGCCCGCAAGCUGGAAUACCACCCAUGCUACAAAGACUACCAAUGCGCCCGCCUCAGCGUCCCUCUCGACUGGCUCGACGAGACGAACGAGCACACGGUCGCUCUGGCAAUCAUCAAGCUCCCUGCCACCGUCCCCGACGACGACCCAUCUUUUGGCGGCACCGUCUUCACCAACCCAGGCGGGCCCGGUGGCUCCGGAGUGAGCAUGCUGCUCCGCAAUGGCCACGAUAUGCGCCGCACGCUGAGCGGCGGCAGCAAAAAGUACGAGAUGCUGAGCUGGGAUCCGCGCGGCGUGCAAUUCACAACGCCCGUGGCUGAUUGCUACGAGGACGAACUCGCGAGGGACACGGACAACAUCCAACGUUUGGCCAUCGGGCCGCUUGAUGCCAGUCCGGAUGCAUUGAGAAGGCAGUGGGCGAGGAUUCAGGGGUACGGCAGGCUCUGUACCGAGAAGCCGGGCAACGGCUCCAUUAUCCCAUUUGCUACGACGGCGUCUGUCUGCCGUGACAUGGUCGAGAUGGUGGACAAGAUUGACGAGCUUCGCAAGGAAGAAGCAGUAGCCUCGCAACCCGAGCAGUCGCUAGAGCUCCGGAAGGUUAAGGAGGUGCCGCGGAUUCAGUACUGGGGCUUCUCAUACGGCAGCAUCCUCGGCAAUACGUUCGCCUCAAUGUAUCCUGGGCGCGUAGGCCGGCUCAUUGUUGAUGGCAUCGCGGAUUCAAAUGACUACGUGGCAGGGGGCUGGAAGACCAACCUUCAAGACACGGAGAAGCUUGUUGACUAUUUUUACGAGACAUGCUUUGAGGCUAAGGAGAAAUGCGCGCUGAGCCGGCCUUCGGACAAGCAGUGGCAAGACAUUCGUGAUCGAGUCGAUCAGCUCGUGAAACGUCUCGACGAAGCCCCCGUCGCGGUACUCAACGGCAAGGUGACAAACAUCUUGACAGGGUACGAUGUAAUCCUUUCCUUCAAGAACCCGCUCUACGCGCCCUACACUCGCUUCAUCAAACUCGCCAACGAAAUCAAUGCUGCCAUCGAGGGAAACUACACUGCCAUCCUGGAGUCCGCCUCCGCCGAGAUUCCCAAGAUCGACCAGGCCUGUACCCAUCCAAACGCCACAGAUCUGAGGCUCUCCUGGGGAGACGGCGGUCAGGCGGUCCUUUGCGGCGACGGCGAAGACAACACGAAUAUGACCCUCGCCGACUACAGGGCCUACGUCGCGGAGCUCGAAUCCCAGUCGCCGACCUUCGCCGGCUACUGGGGACAGAUUCGCUCCGCCUGCACGAGCUGGCUCGUCCGCCCCAAGUGGCGCUUCACAGGCCCGUUUACGACACCGCCGCACGAUGCUGCGGUUGUAGAAGGCCGGCCCGCAGCGCCGCUGCUGUUCAUGUCUUCGCGGCUCGAUCCCGUGACACCGUUGAGGAACGCUUUUAAAGCGAGUGAGGGACACCCCGGGUCAGUUGUCGUGAUUCAAGAGUCGGUGGGCCACGCUGCCUUUGCCACGGGGAGCAAGUGCACGACCAAGAUCCUUCAGGAGUAUCUCGAGCAUGGGACAGUGCCGGAGAGCGGGACCGUUUGCCAGCCCGAUUGUGGCCCUUGGGAUGGCGAUGCGUGUGAGUCGGAUAGCUUAAGCGUCAACGUGGCGCCUCUUGCGCCGCCACAUGAUAGAUCUCAUCACCGUCUCUAUUGAGGGAAGCCGGGAUAAGACAAAAGAUAUCGGGAGAUGUCCCUGGCGAGGAUAGAGGUAUUGAUAGAUGCGCCUCCACAGGGUGACUAUGGGAAUAGGUACGAGAACAGCAAAUAGCUACAUACUAGAAUCGUAGAUUCAAGACACUGGGAA